AUGGAUAGCGAUGAACAUCCGGUAUAUCACGAGCGUCGACUGUCUACGACCGACGUGAGUUCCUUGGGUAACACACUCCUUCAGGCUUCGAUCUCCGCGCGGGGAAGCGCGCAGGGGGAAGACCAAUGCCACAACGUGCCGGCACGAAAUACGGCGGGUUUCAGGCCGCCGACAGAAGCCUCGACGCAGGAGGACUCAUGGCCGAUGGGACCGCCGCAAGAGAUCCCUGCGCAACGCCAUCCAGCGGUCCCGCCACGAAGCCCAACGCCCUUCGGACCGCCGCCAGAAGAGGCAACAGCAUCUAGCCACAGGGCAGCGACUCCCAUGCCGCCGAGCCCUAUUCCGGGAAGACGGAGGCGCGCGCGGCCGCCGCCAAUGCCUGAGCCACCCAUAAAGUGCCCAAACUGGAUGGCGGUGUCGGACUUCCAAGGGCGACGAGGAGAUACGGACAAGGCGCCACCGACGCCCAGGGCACCCGCGGGGCGUUCGGACCCAAAGCGGGGCCGGGGGCUUCUGCAAGCGAUGAAGGAGGCCGAUAUCAAGGUUAUUGCGCGGACGACCGAUCUUACGCAUGACAAGGUCGGUGCGUACCAGGCCACAAUGAUCGAUCCGUGGCUCCUGGACCAGGAGGUCCUCAAAGACAGCACGGCCUUUCUGGCGCGUGUGGCCGUCGAAGAUACUCUGCAUAACAAACAGCCUCGUAUUCAAGAUGUAGGAGAUCCUGAAGAUAUAGUGGACGAGGUAUUAAUGCGCUAUAGGGUGUACAUGGGUCUUACCUUGAUGGACGACGUACCAGGGCCCCACUUCACCUUUGUCGACCCGCUGCUGGCCAUAAACGCUGGCGGAAUGGCGAGGCAGGCUAUGAAAUUGGUUCGUCUUUUUGAGGCUGCAGCAAACGGAGAGCGUGCGAAGGUAGAGGAUCAAGUAAUAAGUAACGAAGAUGUAGAGGACCAGAAGCAGGAAAUCAACUGCGGGGACGCGGACAGCCAGGGAGCAGGCCGUCAGAGAUUGAAACGCAAAGAUAUCAUUGUCUGCAUCCCGGCCAACACUGAAGGCAUCAAGGCGGCUCGGUGGCUAGAAACUCAGGAUAUCAAAACUAACCUCAUCUUCGUAUCGAGUCUGGAGCAUGCAUCGUUAUGCAUAGAAGCUGGCGCAACUUUCAUCACGUUUAACCUGAAAAUGUUGGCCAAAUGCGAGAUGGAGUGGGCAUACGCAAAGUCCGGAAGUACACAGAUUGCUGAAAUAGUCGAUGCACAGUGCCGAGCUGCGGCCCUCGAUACAAUCCGUAUAGUUGCAGCCUAUUGUCAUUAUAACAAAGUGAAAACGGAGGUGCUGGUGGCGAACACGAGGCUCUGCGACAUCCAGUGGCUUGGCGAUGUUAAAGGUGUAGUUUUGCAUGACUAUCAAACACAGGACGCCAUUUCCGAAAACGGCUGGAUUAGGGAGACGUCCCCGGCGGUGUGCGCGGUGGCGCGAGCGGCGAAGUACCCGACCACGUACGUAGGGCAGAAGGGAGUGAAGGAAAGGUACGUAAAAGCGCUUCCACCAAGACCACAGUGGCUCGCAGGGCGCAUGCUAUUUCUCGGCUUGGACGACAUCAUGAAGAGCUUCCGCGAGCUGACGGACCACAUGCAAGCGCUUCUUGAGAAUGGGCUGUUAAAAGGCUUGAGCGUUGAAGAGCUCCAGCAAAUGUACUUUCCGGACAUCACCAAUCAGAAAGCUUAUGAGGCCCAGCUCGAGCAGGCCGAGAACGAAGGGCACCCGACAUACGUGCGAAACCCGGGGGCGAGGACAAAUCACUUGGGGUAUCGACUUUACGACAUCAAUUGGGACAAGCCAGAAAAACCGGUAGAGCAAGAUGGUCGGCUUGAGGCCGAUAACGAGCUGAUGUCUCUCAGCUCAGAAUAA
This is a messenger RNA of Postia placenta MAD-698-R-SB12, 1908 nucleotides long. RefSeq lists its product as hypothetical. The transcript is spliced from 7 exons. The record is from RefSeq and is a predicted model, not a curated record. Gene Ontology annotation, biological process: carbohydrate metabolic process. The coding region runs from base 1 to 1908 and encodes 635 amino acids. Lineage: Eukaryota; Fungi; Basidiomycota; Agaricomycetes; Polyporales; Adustoporiaceae.